UCCAUAUACAUCUUUGUCUUGAAGAUAUGGGCAUUAGGGAUAAUAGUUUUUCAGUGAAGGCAAUUGAGAAUGUGGUGGUGGGUGCAAAAGAACCAUGGAAUGAUCAAUGGUUACCCUUCACAAACCUAGACUUGCUUGUGCCACCUUUUGAUGUUGGCUCCUUCUUCUGCUACAAGAAACCCUCCAAUGGGAGUUUCUCCGCCAUUGUAAACACUCUCAAAGCUUCCCUAUCUCAAGCUCUCACACUCUACUACCCACUUUCCGGUGAGAUCCUAUGGAAUGGAGUUGCCGGAGAGAACCAACUUUACUGCAACAACCAAGGCGUUGACUUCAUUGAAGCUGUUGCUGAUGUGCAGCUGAAGGAACUCAAUUUGUACAAUCCAGAUGAGAGCAUUGAGGGUAAACUAAUGCCGAAGAGGCUACAUGGGGUGCUUGCCAUCCAGGUUACUGAAUUACAAUGUGGAGGCAUUGUCAUAGGUUGCAUGUUUGAUCAUCGGGCAGCAGAUGGUUACUCAGCUAACAUGUUUAUAUCCUCAUGGGCAGACCUGAAUCGAUCCGAAACCCCUGCUAUGUUUCCCUCCUUUCAGAGGUCUAUCCUUAAUCCAAGAUGCCCAACCACUUAUUCCUCAUCAAUCGAUGAUGUGUUUGCUCCAUUUCUACCACUGAAACCUGCUAAUAAUGACCAAAACCACGAGGAUGAAGAUAAUUUAUUAGUUAACCGUGUAUACUACAUUGAAGGUGCUCAACUUAAAAGGCUGCAGUUGUUGGCGAGUGAAAAUGGGUGUAGAAGGUCGAAGCUAGAGGCAUUUACCUCUUUCUUGUGGAAGAUGAUUGCACUAUGUUUUGAAGACUCGGGAAAUCACAACCAAAUGUGUAACGUGGCUCUUGCAGUUGAUGGAAGACGAAGGUUGAGUGAGGGAGACGGAGAAGAGAAAGAAAAACUAAUGGCUUCACACUUUGGCAAUGUUUUAUCAAUGCCAUAUGGAAGUAAAAGAUCAGAGGAGUUGAUGGAGAUGUCAUUGAGUAAUGUAGCUACGGAGGUUCAUGAUUUCUUGCAGACUGCAACCGAGAAAGACCAUUUUCUUGACUUGAUCGACUGGGUGGAAGAACGAAGGUCAAUGCCAUUAAUAGCAAAGGCUUUUGCUGGUGGAGAGAUGUCGGUGAUGGUUUCAUCAGGACAGAGGUUUCAGAUCAUGGACAAGAUGGAUUUCGGGUGGGGUAAGGUGGCCUUUGGAUCAUGCCAUGUCCCAUCUACAAGGAAAGACUGUUAUGUGAUGACAUUGCCAAGUCCGACCAACAAUGAGGAUUGGGUUGUUUACAUGCAUAUGCCAAUCAAGCACAUGAACUACAUCGAAGCACAUGCUAGUCAAGUGUUCAACCCCUUAAAUGCUGAUUAUCUCAAGAUUUAG
Molecule: messenger RNA, 1409 nt
Organism: Lactuca sativa (garden lettuce)
Lineage: Eukaryota; Viridiplantae; Streptophyta; Magnoliopsida; Asterales; Asteraceae
Product: coniferyl alcohol acyltransferase
Molecular function (GO): acyltransferase activity, transferring groups other than amino-acyl groups
Source: RefSeq, a predicted model, not a curated record